This is a messenger RNA of Penicillium concentricum, 1686 nucleotides long. RefSeq lists its product as uncharacterized. The transcript is spliced from 2 exons. NCBI's taxonomy places the organism in Eukaryota, Fungi, Ascomycota, Eurotiomycetes, Eurotiales, Aspergillaceae. Bases 1 to 1686 code for a protein of 561 amino acids. The record is from RefSeq and is a predicted model, not a curated record.
AUGGCCCCCUAUGCUACAGAAUAUCUCUUCUGUUGGCUGCUCGCCACCGCAACCGUAGUGCAUGCAGAUGGUAUCCCUUGGACAAUGCCGUGGUCUGAUCAAAGCUACGGGCCAGAUGGCCCGUGGCACGCCGUGUCAGUUAAUUUGGGGUCCAACAAGCAGCCCAUUGAUCUCUACCCCAGCGACCGAUGGGCUAGUGUCAUUCUUAUUGACACUGUCUGCUCGGACGACUCAACUCCGUGUUAUGCAAGACGAGCUGGUCUCUUGGACAUUGAUGCAUCAACAUCUGCCGUCAUCUUAAACACACCGACCGACCCGAGUGAGAUACAAUGGCUGUCCGAUCAGAGCAGUGCUGGCGUGAACAAUUGGGGUGGUACAGGAUAUGUCAAAGAAGGGAUUCUCGCCGAUACGAUCACGCUGCAAAAUGGACAUAAGGUGCCAAACGUCUCUAUAGCAGCGAUCUACGACGCCUACCAAGAAUACCCAAAUGGAAAACGAUACCCUGUUUCGGUGGGGACCUUGUCGCUUGGGGCUACGAAGCCUACCCACGUGGUGGAUGGGAACAUAUUCAAUUUGCUAUCUGCUUGGGAGCAUUGGAACGAUUCUUCGUCUGAUCGUAUUCCAUCAUACUCAUGGGGGAUGCACAUUGGAUCUGUGGAACCUGACAUUCCAGGCUCGCUGAUCCUUGGCGGGGUUGAUGAUACGAGACAUCUCGGCAACCUCAGGAUUUCUCUCGAAGACAUCGGCAUAGGAGUUGCCACUGGGGACUCACCAUUUGACUUUGAAAAUAAAUCCGGGCUGUUCAAAUGGGGAAACAGCGUCAGCAGCAGGGCGAAAAGAGUGGAGAUCGAUCCUACACUUCCAUACCUCUACCUUCCUAAAGAAACAUGCGAUACACUGGCAGCCGAGCUCCCGGUUACAUUUAACGAAGAUCUGGGUCUAUAUUUCUGGAACACAGACGAAAGCUACGAGAAAAUGACAUCCUCCCUGGCAUAUAUAUCCUUCACAUUCGAGAAGGAUGCGACAAACACUCAAAAUAUCACUAUAAAAGUUCCUUUCCAACUUCUGAAGCUCACACUUCAAGAGCCACUAGUGGAACACAACACAACUUACUUCCCAUGCUAUCCCUCUGACUCCUUCGUGCUCGGCAGAGCUUUCCUCCAGGCUGCCUUCAUUGGCACAAACUGGCAAGAAGGCAUUGGAAGUGGCUACUGGUUUUUGGCACAAGCACCUGGGCCGGCGAUCGGAUCAGGUGUUCAGCAGAGCAUUGGGAUGGAUGACGAAACAAUCAAACCUUCAGCCAAUUCAUGGGAAGACAGCUGGAACGGAUAUUGGGAACCCCUUCCAUCGAAGACUUCCAACUCCAACUCCAACCCCAGUCUCUCAACUGAGGCAAAGACUGAAACCAGCUCUUCCAACUCGGGCCUUUCAACUGGAGCAAAGAUUGGCAUUGGCAUUGGAUGUGCUGCCGAUGGCUUGGUAUUGUUUGGGAUCCUUGCUUGUCUAAUCAUCUCUCGUCGAAGGCGAACAACAAAUUCGUAUCCAGAGACCAAAGAUGAAUAUAGCAUGGCACCGAGUCCUGCCGAAAAGGCGAACGCACUUCCAGUGACCGAAUUAUAUACUCGUUCAGACAAGGGAAUUCAGGAGGUACCAGGAUCUACUACGAUACGCCACGAACUUUCGUGA